Molecule: messenger RNA, 3453 nt
Organism: Acomys russatus (golden spiny mouse)
Lineage: Eukaryota; Metazoa; Chordata; Mammalia; Rodentia; Muridae
Gene: Mbnl2
Product: muscleblind like splicing regulator 2
Exons: 9
Coding region: 669-1844 (391 amino acids)
Molecular function (GO): metal ion binding
Source: RefSeq, a predicted model, not a curated record
CUGUGGGAAGGAAGGGCUGCAGCUCGCAGCAACAGAGUUUAGACUGUCUUUGCUUCAUCAUCUGAAGGUAAAAAUUUCCAGCCACGGCCGGCGGCUCGCAGAGUACAAUAAACAGGGACGGAGAACUACUUGCAUGGACCCCCCUUCCUCAUGAUGCGGUGGAGAAGCCGCGGCCACUCGGUCCUGCCAGAUAUUCUUGGGGUCACUGUACAUGGACAGGAGAAGCAGAGCUAAACACGAAUUUAAAAAGGACGAAGGAAGGAAAACACCAUCUCGCUGAAAUAUAAAGCUCUAAGAAGCAUUUUCAAAGCUGUGAGCAUCAGAAGCAACAUUUUCCCAAAGAGUGCCAUUGUAGCGAAGUCACUUUAUUACGGAGCGGUCUAUCAGCAACACAGUCUCGAGACUAGGACCCUGAGAGCCAGAGAUGACAGUAAGCAGGCGCUGCUUGUGGCUCAAAGUCUUCCAGUGGGGCCUGUUGAUCAGUGACUGCUGCUGCUGAGACCUUUCCUCUUUCCCCAUUCCCCGGAGACUGGACUGCAAUCAGGAGUUCAUUGCUUACCUCCAGACUUACAUGUGGGAGUUUCCACAACAGCAGUUUUGAGAUCAUUGAGACUUGGAUUGAUUUCAUCCUUUAACAGAAAGGACCAGAGUCCAAAGUAGUCCUCAUCAUGGCCUUGAACGUUGCCCCAGUGAGAGACACAAAGUGGCUGACGCUGGAAGUCUGCAGACAGUAUCAGAGAGGGACGUGCUCCCGCUCCGAUGAAGAGUGCAAAUUUGCUCAUCCCCCCAAAAGUUGCCAGGUGGAAAAUGGAAGAGUAAUUGCCUGCUUUGAUUCCCUCAAGGGCCGCUGUUCGAGAGAGAACUGCAAGUAUCUUCAUCCUCCAACACACUUAAAAACCCAGCUAGAAAUUAAUGGGAGGAACAAUUUGAUUCAGCAAAAAACUGCAGCAGCCAUGCUCGCCCAACAGAUGCAGUUUAUGUUUCCGGGAACACCGCUCCAUCCUGUGCCCACCUUUCCUGUAGGUCCCACCAUAGGGACAAACGCGGCUAUUAGCUUUGCUCCUUACUUAGCGCCUGUCACCCCUGGAGUUGGCUUAGUCCCGACGGAGGUUCUACCUACCACACCGGUCAUUGUUCCCGGAAGUCCACCGGUCACCGUCCCGGGCUCAACUGCAACUCAGAAACUUCUCAGGACUGAUAAACUGGAGGUAUGCAGGGAGUUCCAGCGAGGAAACUGUGCCCGGGGAGAGACAGACUGCCGCUUUGCACACCCGGCAGACAGCACCAUGAUCGACACAAACGACAACACCGUAACCGUUUGUAUGGAUUACAUAAAGGGGCGUUGCAUGAGGGAGAAAUGCAAAUAUUUUCACCCUCCUGCACACUUGCAGGCCAAAAUCAAAGCUGCGCAGCACCAAGCCAACCAGGCCGCGGUGGCCGCCCAGGCAGCCGCGGCCGCGGCCACAGUCAUGACUCAGUCGACUGCCAAAGCACUGAAGCGACCUCUCGAAGCAACUGUAGACCUGGCCUUCCCUCCUGGUGCUCUUCAUCCCUUACCAAAGAGACAAGCACUUGAAAAGAGCAACGGUGCCAGCACGGUCUUCAACCCCAGUGUCCUGCACUACCAGCAGGCUCUGACCAGUGCGCAGUUGCAGCAGCACACGGCGUUUAUUCCCACAGGGUCAGUUUUGUGCAUGACACCCGCUACCAGUAUUGAUAAUUCUGAAGUAAUCAACAGAAAUGGAAUGGAAUGCCAAGAAUCUGCAUUGAGAAUAACUAAACAUUGUCACUGUACAUACUACCCUGUUUCCUCCUCAGUAGAGUUGCCACAAACUGCAUGCUAAAUUUAGUUCUUCCGGACAGACCACAACCCUAAGGCUAGUUCUGCUCUGUCAUAUAUGAGUAUUAAAUAUGAUAUGCUUAGUAUAUUCCAGCCCAAGAUAGUUAACUACCUGAGACCAGCUGCGAUGUUCAGGGACAUUAGGGAUGAGGUUUUCUUUUACAGGGUUCUAAGCAUAGUUUCUGUCCUAGGAACAUUAUCUUAUCUUCCCUAACUAUAGCUGAUGCAGAGAGCCCACACAAUAUACUCAUUUCGACUCCGAGUACUUCAAAUUUAGCAAUAAACAGUUAGCAUUAGUUUAAGCACCUAUUCCAAGGGCAGGUUCGAUUCUCACUGCGACCACCACCAUUUCAUUUCCUGACUGGAUCAAAGGGUAAUGAUUCACUUCUUGACGAGAUGAACGCUGCAGCAAAGAGGAGAAGUGAAGUGAAACGUACACCUGCCUGGCAGGUCUAAAAUUUUAAUGGCAGUUCAAGCACAAUUGCUGUGGACACAUCAGAGUGUGGGGUUUGGUUUGCCUGGAGAUGCCGCACUGAAUCAUGGGAUUCUAGAAUAACAUUGCAUAGGUUGAGAGAGGAAAAAAAAAAACAAAAAAACUUUGCACGGUAUGAGCUUCAUACCCACCCAACAAAGUCUUGAAGGUAUUAUUUUACAAGUCUAUUUUUAAAGUUGUUUUAUAAGAAAGACUUUGUAGAAGUGCCUCGAUUUUUGCCAGACUUCAUCCAGCUUGACAAGAAUGAAAGGCUCAUGCCAAUAGUCGAAUCUAAGGGAUUGGUCUUUCAAACUCACCCUCCGGUUGCCUGGUACCGAAUAACUCUUCUAAACUAAAACCUAGUCAAACAGGGAAGCUGUAGGUGAGGCGGUCUGUAUAAUAUUCCAGUUCAAGUACGUCUGAGUUCAGUCACUACAGAUGCAAACUGUGACUUUAAUCUAAAUUACUAUAUAAACAAAACAAAAAAAAAAGAAGUAGAUAGUUUCACUUUUUAAAAAAUCCAUUACUGUUUUUGCAUUUCAAAAGUUGGAUUAAAGGGUUGUAACUAACUACAGCAUGGAAAAAUAGUUCUUUUCAUUCCUUCACCUUAAAGCAUAUUUUAUGUCUCAAAAGUAUAAAAAACUUUAAUACAAGUACAUACGUAUUAUAUAUACACAUAUAUAUGCUAUAUAUGGAUGAAACAUAUUUUAAUGUUGUUUACUUUUUUAAAUACUUGGUUGAUCUUCAAGGUAAUAGCGAUACAAUUAAAUUUUGUUCAUAAAGUUUGUUUUAAAGUUUAUUUUAAGCACUAUCGUACCAAAUAUUUCAUAUUUCACAUUUUAUAUGUUGCACACAGCCUACACAGUACUACAUAGUUUUUAAAUUAUUGUUUGAGAAAUGAAACAGCUGUUAUAAAUGGAUAUUAUGUGUAAUUGUUUAAAACAUCCAUUUUCUUUGUGAACAUUUUAGUGAUUGAAGUAUUUUGACUUUUGAGAUUGAAUGUACAAUAUUUUAAAUUUUGGUAUCAUUGCCUGUUCUGAAAACGAGAGGCAUCAACCAUAUCAUUUUUUUCGAUUGAGGAAAAAAAAAAUCUGCAUUUAAUUCAUGUUGGUCGAAGUCUAAUUACUAUUUAUCUUACGUC